CCCAGUUGUGGCUUCGCCUUGUUUUCUCCGCUCAGAUGUGGACUUAGGACUUCAGCUGCAGCCCGUCAGAAAAGUUCAUUUACCUCAGACAAAAUGUCAGCGACAGACUGGCUGUCAAAGAGGCUGACAUUUUGACAUAAUGGAGGCGCCUUCGAGUGAAUUUAGCCGCCUGUGCACGUUUGAGAGCUUUAAGGAAAUCUGGCCUUAUUACAGUUUCGGGUUUGAGCAGCAGGAGCUCAUCCGCCGCGAGUUCUCCAGGAUCAGAGAUAUUACCUACCUUGAUCAUGCGGGGGCAACUUUAUUUGCUGAAUCCCAGGUCAAGGCAUUUUAUGAAGAUCUAUCCAGGAAUGUGUACGGUAACCCUCACAGUCUCAAUCCCAGCAGUAAGCUGACACAUGAUACAGUGGAGAGGGUCAGAUACAGGAUACUGGAGCACUUUAACACCAGCCCUGAGGAAUACUCGGUCAUAUUCACUCCUGGCUGCACUGCAGCUAUUAAAUUAGUGGCUGACUCUUUCCCUUGGAUGCCUCAUUCUGAUAAACAUUCAGGAAGUCAAUUCUGCUACCUCACGGACAAUCACACAUCAGUAGUGGGCAUUCGGGGGAUAACCAGACCUCAAGGAGUGGGAACAAUGUCUGUCCUUCCUCAGGAAAUAGAAGCAAGAUCCAAAACUAGUCAAGUCACGACGAGCACAGAAGAUGAAUGCUUGGUGGCACAUCUUUUCUGUUAUCCUGCUCAGAGCAAUUUUUCUGGCCGUAAAUAUCCACUGAGCUAUGUGAGAGGGAUUCAGUGUCAGCACCUCUACCCAGCGUGCGAGCACAAAGGUCGAUGGUUUGUUCUGCUGGAUGCUUCUGGUUUCAUUGGAUGCUCACCACUGGACCUGAAACAACACCCAGCUGACUUUGUGCCCAUCUCUUUCUAUAAAAUGUUUGGAUUCCCCACUGGGCUUGGAGCCUUGCUGGUGAGGAAUGAAGCAGCAGGGCUGUUGAAAAAGGCGUAUUUCGGUGGAGGGACUGCAGCAGCUUAUCUGGUGGGAGAAGAUUACUUUGUGCCCAAAUCAGACAUAAUUAGCAGAUUUGAAGAUGGAACCAUUUCUUUCCUUGAUAUUAUUUCCCUACACCAUGGGUUUGAUGCUCUGCACAGACUGACCGGAAACAUGAUGAACAUACAGCAUCACACAUUUGGCCUAGCUCGUUACACCUACCUCAUACUGUCUUGCCUGUGCCACAGCAAUGCACAGCCUGUGGCUCAGAUCUAUUGUGACAGUGAGUUUGAAAAUGCAACAGAUCAGGGAGCAAUCCUCAACUUUAACUUGCUGGACUCCUGUGGCCAAGUGAUUGGAUAUUACCAGGUGGACAAAAUGGCCUGUCUGUUCAACAUCCAUUUGCGCACAGGCUGUUUCUGUAACACAGGUGCCUGCCAGGCAUAUCUAGGCAUCAGUAACCAAGAGGUGAAGAGUAACCUACAGGCUGGCCAUAUUUGUGGAGACAACAUUGACCUGAUUGAUGGACGUCCAACAGGAUCUGUCCGCAUAUCCUUUGGGUAUAUGUCAACGUUCGAAGACUGUCAGUGUUUAUUUAAGUUUAUUGUUGACUGCUUUGUGGAAAAACCACUAAGACUAGACCAAAAGAGACUAUCAAGGUUAAAAACAGCUGGAAUGGCAGAUACCUCAUAUUCAAAUGAGCUGACCUCAUUACCGAUCGAGCGACCUGUGCCUGUGGUGAAUGGCCUAAAUAUUUCUCCUGCUCAUGUCACCAAGACCUCAUCACAUGAAACUGUUUCAAAGAAGAAUAAGAACAGUACAGAUGCUUAUAAACUGAGCAAUAUUUACAUAUAUCCCAUAAAGUCAUGUGCUGCAUUUGAGGUGACAGAAUGGCCUUUAGGGCCUCAGGGGCUCUUGUACGACCGCAUGUGGAUGGUGGUGAAUGAGAAUGGAGUAUGUCUGAGUCAAAAAAGAGAACCCAAACUAUGUCUCAUCCAUCCACAGAUCUGCCUAACCUCUAAGACACUGUGCUUGCAAGCCUCAGGUAUGGAGCCGAUUACUCUUCCUCUGGAGAUCAGUAAAGAAAAGCAUGGGCCUCGAACAUGUCAAAGCAAAGUCUGUGGUGACAGGGUACAGACUGUCGACUGUGGAGAAGAAGUAUCAGUUUGGCUGUCUAAAUUCCUGGAAAAACCUUGUUGUCUCAUCAGACAGAGUCCCAGCUUUGUCCGGGAUAUGAAAAUGGGCACAGGAAAAGCGCCCUGCCUUCCCGAACUCUCUCUGGUGAAUGAGGCUCAGUUUUUGCUAAUAAACAGAGCCAGUGUGGCUUUUUUGCUCAACCGAAUCAUUAACAGGCAUGACAGCUCAGAUAAUUGCACCUCUUUCGACAUACUGCAACUCAUCAAUCGUUUUCGGGCGAAUCUCGUUAUCUCAGGCUCAGAGCCGUUUGAAGAAGAUGAUUGGAGAAGUGUAAAAAUAGGAGGCACACAUUUUCAGGUGGCAGGCAAGUGUAGUCGCUGCCAGAUGAUUGGAAUAGAUCAGACUUCUGGUGCUAAAUCGCAAGAGCCUCUCAGAUCUCUGUCUGAUUGCCGGAGUGGAAAGAUCACAUUUGGAGUAUACUUGAAUCACCUUUUACAGAGAUCCAGUAUAUAUCCUACUUUAUCUGUUGGCUCCCAUUUAACAGUUGAAAAUGACAGCUGACUUUUAGAAAACUUGAGGUCUGUGUAUAAAACUUAGGCUUCAUCUGUUGCUGUAUAAUUUUGUGACUGUAAAACUGUAUUUUACUGACAAUAAAACCAUGCAAAGUGAAUUUAUGAUGAUUUUUACCAUCCUUAACACAGCAAGGUCUGGCUCCUACAAAAUUGUGCAAAAUCUAAUGCAGUGCUUUUCCCCAAAGACUACAAUAGUAAGAGUGAGAGUGCUUUUUCUGAACCUAGAACACACAGAGAUAAAAUAAUUGUUAUUGAUUCUAAACUCUCUAAUGGAUUAUCGCUGCUAAGUACAUUAUGCAAAUCUUUUAAUGCAUGUUAAUGAAUGUUUCGUGCUGCUGUUGUUGUCUAAAACAUGCUGAUGGCAUUAGUGUCGUUUAAACUGAGGGGAGAAGUAAACAUCAACCCUUCACUUGCACACACUCCCACUCACUCAGUCAUUCUCCAUACUGCUUAUUCUGUAUAGGGUUGCAGGAAGCCUGGGGCCUAUCCCAGGAGACUUGGUCCAAUUUAUCACAGUACUAACCACUACAGCAUCUCAACCCAUCACAUCUGUUCAAAACAACUAAAAGAAAUAAUAAUAAUAAUAAAACAAGGCACAGUUAUUAUACUCUGAUUAACACAGUUAGUUCUGCAUAGAGAACUGGUAUUUUAAUGUAAAUAAGAAUUAUUAUGUCUAUUGCUGUCAGUUCAUUUGGCAUAAGAAAAUGUUGCUAAUAAACCAUGUAAUAAUAUCCUACUGUGGGAAUAAGUAUGUUAUUGUGGUCUGCCAGGUUAUCCUUUGGAUUUUUUUGGGAUUGCUACAAUCUGUAUUCUAUCGCGAUACAGUAGUUGAGGUACAAGAUUGUGUUUAAUAGCCGACCAUGUGAUAUGGGCAAGCAUAUAGAGUACUGUGAAAAAGGAUUGAGGCAGAUGUAGUCUUGAGGAAUAAUUCUCUAGGGUUUCUGAACUCUCAUCAGAGUCCAGUCCCAGUAAGUGACCAGUAUCAGAUUAAUGUUUUUGUUUGUUAAACCGCACAAAUAAGUGCUUGGAACAGAUAAGAGGGAAAAAUUGUAUCUUUGCAGCCUGUUACAGUAAAUCA
Messenger RNA from Clarias gariepinus (North African catfish), 3769 nucleotides. RefSeq names its product molybdenum cofactor sulfurase (gene mocos). Lineage: Eukaryota; Metazoa; Chordata; Actinopteri; Siluriformes; Clariidae. The record is from RefSeq and is a predicted model, not a curated record. Gene Ontology annotation, molecular function: pyridoxal phosphate binding; molybdenum ion binding; molybdenum cofactor sulfurtransferase activity. The transcript has 15 exons. Gene Ontology annotation, biological process: Mo-molybdopterin cofactor biosynthetic process. The coding region runs from base 140 to 2680 and encodes 846 amino acids.